Messenger RNA from Cryptomeria japonica (Japanese cedar), 3766 nucleotides. Its product is annotated as disease resistance protein Roq1. The record is from RefSeq and is a predicted model, not a curated record. Gene Ontology annotation, biological process: defense response; signal transduction. Bases 147 to 3170 code for a protein of 1007 amino acids. Lineage: Eukaryota; Viridiplantae; Streptophyta; Pinopsida; Cupressales; Cupressaceae. The transcript has 5 exons. Gene Ontology annotation, molecular function: ADP binding.
UCCAUGAACUUUACCUUUAUCAGCUUUUUCUAUCUCCAUACUCUGCCUGUAGAAAAACUGAAUUCCUUCUUUUCAACAAUAGGGCGUUUCUAUCUUAUCCAUUCUUGACUUAUUUGCUUUUACAGAAGAGCAUCAAUUUUCUGUUAAUGGCUUCUACUUCGACUUCUGGUCGAGGAAAACAGCCACGCGAUCCAUUUUUGGUGCUUGAACCUCCCAACAAAAAGAUAAAAUCUUCCUUGACUGCAAAGCAGUUCGAUGUAUUCAUCAACCAUCGAGGCCCAGACAGCAAAACAACUUUGGCUCAGCAGCUCUACGAUUCUCUACAGGAAGCUGGGAUCCGGGCAUAUCUAGAUGCUCCAGAGACUGAACUGGGAGAUCCAAUUUCUUCUGCCAUUAGAAAUGCCAUAUCCUCUGCCGCAGUGCACAUAGCCAUCUUAUCACCGCAAUAUGCAGAGUCUCCUUGGUGCUUAGCUGAGCUUGCUUUGAUGUUCCAAACCAAGGCUAGAAUUAUUCCCCUCUUUUACGAUGUUCAGCCAUCAGACUUCCGCUACAUCAAAAAUGGAGUUGCGGAAGCAUUUUCCAAACACGAAGAGAAGGGCAGAUAUCCUACUCAUGACAUUCAACAGUGGAAAGAAUGCCUGCAGAAUGUUUCAAGCAUCAAGGGCUACGAAUUCCGCCAACAGAAUGAUGAUCUGAGUAAGCAGUGUAAUGACGUUUUGUCCGCCGUGGUUAAGGAGAAGCAAAAGAGAAAAAUUCCUUUUCAAGUUGCAAAAUAUGAGGUGGGACUUGAUGAAAUUGUGAAAGAUUUCUACAGUCAUUGUCAGAGAAAAGGGCAGAUGAGAGAUAAAAUAAUUGGCAUCUUUGGUAUGGGAGCGUCUGGCAAGACCACUCUCGCCAAAUAUUUGUUCAAUAGCAAACAUUCAGAAUUUAGUGCAUCAACUAUUCUAUUUGAUGUGCGGGAAAACCAUAUGAAAGGUCAGAUGGCUUCUUUACAAACUAAGCUUCUCAAAGAUCUGUUUCCUGGGAAUCAUCCUUCCUUUUCUAGUAUAGAAGAAGGAACCGCCUAUAUCAAGCAUGACCUUAAAGGGAACCAAGAAUCAAGUUUCCUCGUAAUUUUAGAUGAUGUUGAUCAUCUGAAACAGUUAGAUGCCCUGUUACCGAUAAAUGCCCUGAAUCCCAACAGUUUAGUGAUUGUCACAACCCGUGACAAGAGGCUUCUUAUAGAGUUCAGAGUGACAGUCCGUUAUAAGAUGAAAGUGAUGAAUCCAGAGCAUAGCAGAGAGCUCUUCUGUUGGCACGCGUUCCAUAGGCAAUCUUGUAAAAGUGGAUUUGAGAAUUUGGUAGACAGUUUUGUCAAAGCGUGUGGAGGUUUACCUCUUGCUCUCCAAGUAAUGGGCGGGCAUGUUUUUGGAAGUGGCAUGACUUAUUGGAAGUCACAACUAGAUGAGGUUAAAGCGAGGCUUGACAAAGACAUAAAAGAGACGCUUAAAAUAAGUUAUGAUGUUCUGGAGGAGGAUCAAAAACAGAUAUUUAUGGAUAUAGCAUGCUUUUUCAUAGGGGAAAAUGUGAACAGGGCCAUAAGAAUAUGGAAGGCUUCAGGGUGGAGAGCCGAACAUGCACUUCAGACCCUCAAAGACAAGUGCCUCGUUGAAGUGGAAGAUAAGGUUUGCUGUAAAAGAUGCCAUUAUGAGCCAACAUUUUUGUUGAAAAUGCAUGACCACGUCCGUGACCUGGGGAGGGAAAUAUCAGAUAAAGAAAAGAGCCAGCCAACAGAUAAUGAAAUAAGCCGUCCUCGACGGUUGUGGCGUCCUGAAGAUCGUAUUGGAAUAGGAGAAAUCGAGAGAUUCCAAGACACCCUCACUGGGUCCGAAGGAAAAAGUUUCAGAUGUUUCAUUGCUCCGAAUUUUUUUCAUAUGAGAUAUUUUCGGGGGAGUUCAAAGACAUCAAUUGAUCUUCAAGUUGGCCCUCAUGGAUUUCAUCCUUCUAUUUCUUUACAAAAUUUGCAUAGUUUAAGUCUUAACAGAGUAUCACUGGCGAGAUUGUGGCAAACAGAUGACCAGGUUCUACCCAAUUUGAAAGAGCUAUCUUGCAGUUUUGAGAACGAUAUGUUGAUAAGCGAUUUAAACAAACUGGUGAGCUCGUUUGGAAUGUUCAAAAAUCUGGAAAGUCUGCACAUAGAAUUUGGAUUUAAGUUCUUAGAAAGGAAUAUUGAAUGGAAUUGCUUGCUAAAAUCUCUAAGAGAACUCGCUAAUCUGCAAACUUUAAGGUUGGAAUUGUCUAAGGUAGAAGGGGAAUUUUCCUUAAGCAACAGGGGAAAGUCAAUUGAUGAUCGGUUUCGUAUGAGAAGCCUUGAAGCCAUAAUUGUGUGUGUUGUAUUGAAAACAACGAAGGUCUCCAUUAGUGGACAGUUCUGUCCUACCCUUAAAUCUCUUAAGCUUUGUUCUAUGAAAGAUCUGAUUGAAGUGGAUUUGACAAGGGUAACCACACUGGAGUGUCUGACACUGUUGAAAUGUGGACAUUUGAGAAAAGUAUUGUGUAAUGAUCUCCUCAAACUUGAAAUAUUCCACCUAAAAUUAUGCUGGAAUAUGAGAAAGUUGCCAAGUUUUGGGCGUGUCAGUUGUCUCAAGAGGAUCUAUAUUAGUCGCUGUCGGAACCUGCAGGAUAUAUCAGCUAUUGAAAUAUUGAAGGGGUUGAAAAGGAUCUGGAUUGCUUAUAGUCCAGAGCUGAAGAGUAUAAAAGCUAUUGAACAAUUGAAGGGAUUAAAUAGAAUAUGGAUUCAGGACUGUCCACAGCUGCAGGGUGUAAUUUCUUUCACAGAAUUAAAGAAGUUGAAAAGAAUCUUCCUUGGGAAUUGUGCAAGUCUGCAGAAUAUUGAAGGCAUUGAAUGUUUAAUACAUCUGGAGAGCAUUAUAAUUGCUGAAUGUCCGAAGCUGAAGAAUGUCAGAGGCAUUGAAGAAUUGGAAGGACUAAAAGAGAUGAUUAUUUCAGAGAGUCCUAUAAUCAGUUGCAUUGAAAGGUUGCAGCUAGAGCACUGUGAUUUCAGAGAUUGCCCUCGGAGCUUACAACUAUGGUGGGGAUAUCGUCCCUGUCAUAUUUUAAAGCAGAUAAAAUUGGCAAGACAUUGUCUAUGGUGGAUGCUUUCUGUGAAAUCGAAUGUGCUGAACAAGUAGAGGAGAUGAUCCAUUCAUUUCAUAAAACCCAUCAUUCGCUGAGUACAUUCAUCUUUUGCGCUGUGGUUUGGGGUGUUAUGAGAUAGGGGGCGACAUUUUGAAUGGGACCAGGAGUGUGCUUAGGAAUCAUCGCCUAAGACAUAUAAAUCUAUUUAGGGGUGGUGCAUAUUGGAUAUGUAUGUGCGUGGUUAAUGAAGAAAGUUUCUCAAAAUAUGACUCCUGGAUGCCACCCUGUUCUGGUAUAAAGAAGGCGUUUUUAAUGGGAGUGAAGGGAGGUGAAGAAAGGAAAACCCUCCACAUAUUGCAAAGCUUAUUUGCUCAACUAUCCCUUCAGAUCGACGUAUAUUCUGAAGAAGAUCUACUGCACUUUAGGCAAGUUAACUCUCUCGACUUUUCGACUGGUAUUGGCGUGUCAAGGGUUGAUAAUGUUUUUGAUUAUGAUGAUGUCGCUGACUCUCAUGAUUUUAAGGAGAGCGCGAGUGAGAGUGACUAUGAUGAUGAUGAAGAAUAUAAUGGUGGUGACGAUGAUGAUGUAAGUGAGUUUUAAUUGAAAAAUCUUUGUUGCAUCACAUUCAAUAUAUAGUGAUUUUUUUGUU